Messenger RNA from Racocetra persica, 527 nucleotides. The record is from the annotation of a GenBank genome assembly. Lineage: Eukaryota; Fungi; Glomeromycota; Glomeromycetes; Diversisporales; Gigasporaceae.
AAACAAAAACUACCAGAUAAAAAGACCGAAAAGAAACCUGUUACCGAAAAUGAUGAAUUUAUAUUCAUAACAAAUGAUAAAAGGUACAUUUUAACGAAAAAAGAAAUUCAAGCUAAAAUUGAUGGAUUGAGAAAACGACUGAACCUUAAAAAAAAUAAAACUAAAGUAAUUAAUUUGCUUAAGAACUUCUAUGGUACAUAUUUCUACAAGGGAUUCAUGGGACGUACACAUUUUGCAAAGAAUAAUCCAUUGUGUUUAGUUGAUAGAGUGAACGAUUUUGUUCCUAGUUACUACGAAUUUUUAGGUUAUAGAAUACUUUUUGAUUUUAUUAGUAAGAUUAUUAUAGAAAAUACUUUGAUAUUAUCAGAAAUUGAUAGAGAUAAUUUUAUUAGUGAGGUCAUCAUUCCAGAAAUGGGUGUACAACUAAUUAUGAAAGAUUUAAAUGUCGAUUAUAAAUUAGGUAUUGAGAUUCGUGAAUUUAGUUCUGAAUAUGGUUCGGUACAUUUUAUCGGUAAUGAAGAUCUUUC